UCCUAAAUUCGCUUGAAURAUUUUGAAUCGCUCCGCGGUUCGUAAUAGAACUUAAUGCUUGAAGUUUCGCGAAGAUCGCUAAAAUGUGUUUGAAAAUUUAAAGCUUAGUUUCGAUUUUUCCAAAAUGUCGGAUGCAAAUCUGAAAAGUGAACUCGUACUAAACAACCUUAGAGAGCUAGUUCUUCGUCUCGAAAGCUCGCAAAAACAACCUAUUCGCGAUGACAAUGUUCUCCUAGCCCCAAUAUGUGGACUCUUGGAAAGGGUUCUACGAAUUGGACUAAAACGUUCAGUUCUUGGAUUUGGCCUGAAGAAAUGGGAUUAUUGGUGCUGGAUAGACGCUCUCCCAAACUCGUGCUCCAUUCAGCAAGACAGGCAAUCAUUGGCUCUUCUACACGCCAUCACUUUCACCAAAUCGUCGCAGAAGGUACAGACAUACCAGGGAUUUGGUCGCAUAUUUAUUCGCAUCGCCCUGAUGAAAAAGCUGAUGGGAUAUAUUGUCCAAACUAUUCAAGAUAAUAGAAAGUUAUUAAAGAACUGGUACAGCGAGUCUUCAUUGCUUACCGACAAAGUUAUGUCAGAAACAUUCCGGCAGGUCUUGGACGACCUUGGCAAGCAUGUAUUUGAAUUGAACCUUAAGAAUGCAAGUUUUCUGGAUGAGUGUUGGAUAAUACCGGAGGUUAGAGAGACGCAAAUCGUCCCGUGCAAGGAACUGGGCCUCGUCGUUAGACACGUCGAUGGAAGGGUGAUAGUAGCACAUGUGAAAAACAAUGGAGCUGCUGGUGACGCUGGGAUAGAAUGUGGUGAUACAAUAGAUGAACUGUGUGGUCAACCAUUACUGAAGAUCAAAAAUGGAAAGGUAUUAGAGCUUCUAAAGCAAAAUGUUGGUAAACCUGUCCAAUGUACUCUCGUUAAGGCUAAGCUAUCCAAUGGCACCUUCUUUCCACCUUCAGCCGAGAGAAUCAAGGUGAUUCAUGAUGAUCCGUACAAAGAAGAUGGUAAAAGUAACGAGUAUGCACCACAGCAACUGGCUGGCAUCGAUGAGACACCAGUACAUACUGCAGACACUAUUGCAUCCUACUCUGCCUUGUUCUAUGGUCGGGUAGAGACUGGAGAGGAUGGUAGUACCUUGGUCAUCGAGGAUGGUAUACUCAACGUGUUAAAGCAAGCCAACAAACCUCGAGCUGUAGAGUUACACCUUAGUGAGACAAACCUAAGAGUGAUCGAUACGGAAACUUCUAAAGUUCUUUCAGCCCACUCCUUCACCGAAACCUCUUCUUGUGGUCGAAGAAGCGACAGAAAGGACAUCAUUGCAUUUGUGUCAGGAGAUAUGAACUGUGCCAUGGCCAAGAAAUUUUACURCUAUGUUUUCCAAGUAAAAGAUCCCGAUAUAGCCAAGGUCAUUCUAUACAGCAUUGCUGAUGGGUUUUGUCGAACUGUCUGGUUUGUUUGAGUAGCUGUCCCAAAACGUACAGUGUCUUGGCUGUUCUUCUCAAGUCAAUCAUAUUUCUAAAUGUUUGAAGGUUUAAGGAACUUAAUUUUCACUUAACUUUCAGAUAAUUUUUUACCAAAUUUCUUAUUAACUAGAUAUAACUCUCUUUAUUGCAAUUUAAAUCUCUCUAGCUUGGGUGUAAUAAGUGUAAUCAUUGCAGACAACGUGUAAUUGUCUUAAGAUUCUUUGUGUGAGUUGUAUCCAUAUUUUUGUCUUCUCAUGUGCAACCGUUAAGCAAAGAAAUCAUACUCAAGAGAAUGGCACGUGUUCUGAAAUAAAAUAAGAACAUUACAUCUAAGGUAAGAAUGGCUGGAUUUUCGGUGGUUUUAUUGGGUAGACUACAUCCAGUGUUGUAAUUAAUAAUUGCACGUACGACUGUACGACCAACACCGCCUCGCAGACGUUUGUGCUAGCUUCUUAAUUUCUUAAUUUCAGCUGAUCUAAAAUAUACUAACUCACACCAUUAUUUAUUAGCCAUUCCGAGGCUGAGGAAAAUACUGGGUCGAUUGGCAUUGCAUUGCACUGUUGAGCUGUUUAGGGGCAUACUUUUCAAGAGGGCGGGCAUUUCGUACCCUAAAAUACCUUCAAAAAGAAUCUAAAAACAUUACUUUUUGAUUUAUAAGUUAGCAUUAUCCCUCGAACUGUUUAUUUUUGUUUCUGUUUUUCUGUCUUUUUAUUUUCCUUUGUUUUAUUUUUUGUACAGCGCGCCGAGAUCGUAUGGGGCUGCGCUAUAUAAGAACAUCUUUAUCAUUAAUAUUAUCAUUAUUAUUAUAUAGCUUCUCGUUAAUCCCAUAUA
This is a messenger RNA of Actinia tenebrosa (Australian red waratah sea anemone), 2285 nucleotides long. RefSeq lists its product as uncharacterized. Gene Ontology annotation, molecular function: protein binding. Lineage: Eukaryota; Metazoa; Cnidaria; Anthozoa; Actiniaria; Actiniidae. The record is from RefSeq and is a predicted model, not a curated record.